This is a messenger RNA of Wallemia mellicola CBS 633.66, 3526 nucleotides long. RefSeq names its product ARM repeat-containing protein. The record is from RefSeq and is a predicted model, not a curated record. The coding region runs from base 213 to 3383 and encodes 1056 amino acids. The transcript is spliced from 4 exons. Gene Ontology annotation, cellular component: nucleus; cytoplasm. Gene Ontology annotation, biological process: protein import into nucleus. NCBI's taxonomy places the organism in Eukaryota, Fungi, Basidiomycota, Wallemiomycetes, Wallemiales, Wallemiaceae. Gene Ontology annotation, molecular function: small GTPase binding; nuclear import signal receptor activity.
CUCUAAUGUAGACCCUUCUACUUAGAUCAUUCAAAGCUCAGACUUCGUUCUGAAUUAUCGUUCUGAGCGAAUGAGACAACUAAUAUAGGAUAAUAGACUGAAUAUAUACCAUUAUUCACACAUUUUAAGUAUUUUAAUUUAUUUUUUUGUCUUUAUAAAUUUUCAAAAUCAAGAAGACGCAAGGCUCACAUCUUGAACCAACCCAUUAAUCAAUGGAGGCUUACGUUCAAAAUCUCCAUAGUCUGCUUGAGCAGACAGUCGCACCAGACACCCAAAUUAUUAAGAAUGCGACAGCUACAUUGAACGCUCAGUACUACAAAUCACCAGAAUGUAUUCCGGGCUUAUUCGAAGUUGUAGCCUCCAGCCCUAUGGAUCCAGUUAGACAAUUGGCUGCAGUUGAAUUGCGUAAGAGAGUUGGAAACUCAAACGGUAAUUUGUGGAAGAACUGCCCACAAGAUAUUAGAACUUCCAUCAAAUCACGUUUGCUCGAAGUUAUCUUAGUAGAGAACAGUAACCUCGUUCGUCACUCCUGCGCUCGUGUCAUUUCUGCGAUCGCUGAAAUCGAACUUCCUCUCAACACCUGGCCAGACCUCCUUGGUUACCUCACACAAGCAUCAACUUCUGCAAACGCUGCUCACCGUGAAAUUGGUAUCUUCGUUCUCUACGCUCUCCUUGAAACUAUCAUCGAAGGUUUUGAGAGCCAUUUACCUUCACUCUUCGCACUUUUCGCUAAGAGCAUUACCGACCCAGAAAGCUUGGAAGUUAGGGUCACAACUCUUAAAGCUUUAGGAAAAGUUGCGGAAUACAUUGAUAUCGAUGACAAGAAUGAUAUCAAAACCUUCCAAGGUCUCAUUGAACCUAUGGUUGUUGUUCUCCAACAAGCUUUAGAAGCUGGUCAUGAAGACUCCGUCAAAGCUGGAUUUGAUGUUUUCGAGACCAUGUUAAUUAUAGAAGCACCACUCCUUUCAAAGGCUAUACCAGAUCUCGUUCAAUUCUUCUUGACUUCAGCCUCAAACAGCAACUACGAUGAUUCACUUAGAGUUAUGUGUCUUAACUGCUUGCUCUGGACGGUCAAAUACAAAAAGUCAAAGAUCCAAUCACUCGGUUUGGCCAAGCCAAUUUUGGAGCGCUUGCUUCCAAUCGGUGCUGAAGAAGAUCCAGACGAUAUUGAUGAAGACUCACCUUCAAGAUUAUCAUUCCGUGUUUUAGACACAUUGGCAACAUCUUUACCACCUUCACAAGUCUUCCCACCGCUCUACCAACAGUUGCGUGAAUAUAUGACCUCACCACAAGCACCACUCCGUAAAUCAGCAAUGAUGGCUUUCGGUGUUACUGUUGAAGGUUGCUCAGAAUUUAUUAGACCACACAUUGACGAGCUCUGGCCUUUCAUCGAUGCUGGUUUACAAGACGCCGAACCAAUUGUCCGCAAAGCUGCAUGUGUUGCUUUGGGUUGCGUCUGUGACAUGCUUGGUGAUGAAGCUGCUGAAAGACACGGUGUUUUACUUCCAUUGGUCUUCAACUUGAUGAACGAUGAAGCCACCCAACGUCCAGCAUGUACCGCUCUUGACGCGCUCUUGGAAGUUCUUGGUGAUGAUAUCAACCAAUAUCUCCCAAUGUUAAUGGAAAGAUUAGUUGGUUUAUUAUCAACUGCUCCAUUAGCAGUAAAGAGUACCGUCACUGGUGCAAUUGGUUCAGCUGCACACGCUGCCAAGGCUCAAUUCGUUCCAUACUUCACACAAACCAUCCAACUCAUUCGUCCAUUCCUUGGAUUAACUGAGGAAGGUGAAGAAAUGGACCUUCGUGGUGUCACCAUGGAUGCUGUUGGAACUAUCGCUGAAGCAGUUGGCGCUGAAGUCUUCAGACCAGUUUUCCAAGACAUUAUGCAACAAGCAUACGCUGGUAUGAACAUUGAUUCACCACGUUUACGUGAAUGCUCAUUCAUCUUCUUCACUGUCAUGACUAGAGUCUUCGGUGAAGAAUUCUCACCAUUCCUUGGUGACGUCGUUCCAGCACUUUUGCGUAGUUUGAGCCAAGAUGAAACUGAUGACCUUGAAGGUGGUGGUGAUGGUUUGUUCGAUGCUGGUGAAGAAAACAUUGAAGACAUUGACCCAGAAAAGAUGUUGUCAGUCAACAGUGCCAUGGCAAUUGAGAAGGAAGUUGCAGCCGAUGCUAUUGGUGAAAUCUUCAUCAACACAAAGUCAAACUUCUUGCCAUUCGUUGAAGAGUCUGUUGGAAAAUUAGUCGAACAACUCGAACACUACUACGAAGGUAUUAGAAAGAGUGCCAUCUCUAGUUUGUUUGCCUUCAUGUCAGCAUUCUACGACAUUUCAUCACCAGCCCCAUGGCAAGCAGGUAUCGCAACACCAUACCAUGAGAACGUUGAAAAGCUUAUCGAGAUGGUUUUACCUGCAAUCUUCGAUGCCUGGGCACAAGAAGAUGACAAGCAAGUUGUUACAACUAUUGUACAAGAACUCGCUGAAACUUUGAACAAGAUGGGUCCAUCAUUCAUUUUGAGAGAAGGUCGUGUCGAAAGUGUAUGCAACUCAACCGCUGAGAUCUUAAAUGGCAAGUCACUCUGUCAACAAGAUCCAGAUCAAGAUGAUGAAAUUGAAGACGACGUUGAAAACGCAGAAUACGAAUCAGUUUUGAUUCAAGCAGCAGGUGACUUGGUUGGCGCAUUAGCAACAUCAAUUGGUCAACAAUUCUCUCAACCUUUCGGAACAUUCUUACCAUUGAUUGCCAAAUUCUAUGGAAAGGGUAGAGCAGUUGGUGAAAGAUCAUCAGUCAUUGGAACUAUUGGAGAAAUCAUCGUUGGAUUAAAAUCAGGUAUUACACCACACACUGAGAAUGUACUCAAGUUGAUCUUGACUGCAUUGACUGAUGAUGAAGCUGAAGUUAGAUCAAACGCUGCAUUCGCAACUGGUGUUUUGGUUGAAAACAGUGAAAUUGAUUUAUCUGGUCAAUACAUGAUGAUCUUAUCAGCAUUGAAGCCAUUAUUCGAUGUCGGUAACGAAUCACCAAGUGCAGUUUUGAACGCACGUGACAAUGCAGCAGGUGCAGUAUCAAGAAUGAUCAUCAAGAAUGGAGCUGCCAUGCCAUUAGAUCAAGUUUUAUCAGUUUUAAUCGGUGUUUUACCAUUAAAGAAUGAUCUGUUAGAAAAUGGUCCGGUAUUCAGAGCAAUCUUCACAUUAUUCAGAUCUAACGCAAACUUGAUUAUGCCAGAAUUACCAAAACUUUUGGCUGUUUUCAGUUACGUUCUUGAUCCAUCAUUACCUGAACAAGUUGGACAAGACAUUAAGGCUGAAUUAGUUGAAUUGAUCAAGGCUAUCAACCAACAAACUCCGGAUCAAGUUGCACAAGCUGGAUUGAAUGCCUACCUUUAAAUCAGUUAAUGAUCGAUUGCAUUAAUUUCUUUGCAUACAAAAACCAAACCAAACUCUCAUGAAGAUGAUAAUUUAGUAAUAUAGACCAUGUAAUUACUUUCGUUUUACAGCUUUUUUGUUUCUCUUAAAAUUUAUUGUUUCUU